Aegilops tauschii subsp. strangulata is the source of this 867-nucleotide messenger RNA. RefSeq lists its product as uncharacterized. The record is from RefSeq and is a predicted model, not a curated record. NCBI's taxonomy places the organism in Eukaryota, Viridiplantae, Streptophyta, Magnoliopsida, Poales, Poaceae.
GCAAGGUCUAUAUAUGACCAUCGCUUGAUCGAUGCCCCCAACACUCCAGCAGUUCAGUUUUUCAGUGUCGAUCAGUUGAAAAGAAGGAGAAAACCGAAGAACAGUUGAUCCGCUGGACAUGUCUCCUGCCAGCUCGUUCGCGUCGCUCUGCCGGCACAGGCUGAUCCACAUCCACUGCACCACCCGCCUCGGCUGCGACAACCCGCCUGCCACGGCGGCGCAUUUUCUGGCGUUGGAUCGGCGGAGAUCGUUUUCGUCCUCUGGCCUGCGCCGUGGCAUCAGAGGAACCAGGAGCAGCGGCGGCGGCGCAGGUGGCACAGGACGACCUGCUGCAGGUUUCUCCACCUGGGCAAGACUGGCAAUUGGCUCCACUGUUGCUGUCGCGGCGCCGCUCCUGCACUCCAAAUCGGCGUCGAUUCUGCGGAUCGGAAAUGAGGUGGAGAUGGUGAAGGACGCCGCCGAGACCGCGGCGGAGGUCGUGGAGGAGGUGGCCACGGUGGCCGAGAAGGUGUCGUCCGAGGUGGCCGGGCAUCUGCCGGAGGACGGCAGGCUGAGACGCGCCGCGGUGGUGGUCGAGCACGCCUCCAAGGAAGUCGCGGAGGAGGCUCAUCUUGCACGAGACAUCAUCCACAAGGUUGACGAAAUUGAGGAGGACGUCAAGGCAAUUAUUGAACCGAUUAUGGAUCAUGGGAAGCACCAAAGGAAGCAUUUAGAAAAGUAGAUUUUUUUUUCUUUGUAGCCUAGAUUCAUCCGGGCCGCUCAUGGGACCGCGGAGACAACAGAGAAGCAUUCUAUAAAACUGCAUUAUUCAUGUCAAAUUCAUUUUCACAAUAAAAAUAAGUAUAUGGAGUUAUGGACAUUGAAAAA